ACACUCUCUUUGCUGGACACCGGCAGAGCUGUUAAGCUGGCAAACUGGGUACCAAACAGCUCGGUGUCACAUGAGAGGCCUGGCUGGAGUCACGGUGGCCCGGGUUACUAUUCUUAGCAGCAGGAAUGUACACAGUGGCCUCAUGGCCAGCACUACAGUGCCUAACUGGAGGUCUUCGUCGUUUUUUUAUGUCAUGCUCCUUUUUCUCUCCCUGAAAACACUACCCAGUUUCUCUCUGGUUGUGUUUUGGUUCUGCUUUGGUUUGAACUGACAUCAGCUUUGACCAGAAGGAACAGACAUUGUGGAUUUUAUUGAUUUUCUGAGGACGGGAGGUAAGGAUUCACUCUGUCACAGAUGUUGAUGAUGAACUUGCAGCAGGUUCAUCAGACAGACAUCUCUCUAAAACUUGUAAAUUUGACACUAGUGUGAAAUCUCAGUGAGUCAGUAUGAUUGUUUUAUUGUGUGAUUGAUCCAUGUGUCCAACACUGGCUUCAGUGCCUGCUGUAACUGUGCUCUCUUUUAAGUGAACGUGACUAUAAAUGCUGCAAUGAGUGAGUGUCUUUAGCCAGACCCUGAACAGUCAAAACUGAAGUAUUUUGUGUUUUUUUUUAUGAAUUUAUGAAUUAUUUCUCAAAAUUGGUUGACAAUAGGGUUACAUAAUUAGAUAUAAAAAGAACCCUGUUACAAUAUAUAAGUUUGAUAGUGUAUGUUUGGAAAUAUUAAGAACCUAAUAAAAAGUAUCAUAGUUUAUCAACUAAAGGUAUAUCAAUAUUAGCUCAGGUUUUACUUGCUUGUGCAAUUUUAUACAGGAUUUUUCAGUCCUUGUGUUCAGAUCUAAGUGAAAACAGUUACAAAUAUAAUGUCAAUCAUAGUCUUAGGUAUUUCAUUAUACACAAUAGCACUCAGAGGUCCAAAUAUAUCACACAGGCCGGGCCCCAUAAGUGGGAGUGAAUCAGUAGCUGUCGUAGGGGAUGAUUAAAGGAUUUAGUGUAGCUAAUAGCCCAUUGAAAUUCCUGCUCUUUAAACGGCAGGAUCAUCACAAACCUCCCUGCAGGGAGACACAGACAAUGUGAGAGGAUUUUAUAUGUGAUGGAGGACAAACACAACACCAGAGGCCCAGCAACAGAGACAGAAAGAGGGUGAGGGAGAGAAACCCAGAUGGUCUGUUGACACAGUUCUGUUAUGUAAGUGGCAUUGGGCUGCUUGAUAAGGGAUAUGAAGCCCAAUGCUACAUGGAUGCAUCAAGAUAAUUUAGAAGAGGUAAAAAUAGAUAUCUGUGAGUCAGUAAUCGUCCUAUUAAGGACAGCUGCUCUGCCCAAGUUGGAAAAUAAAUGAGAGGGUUUGUUAUCAGAUUAAGUAAGCCCAGGGGUAGAAGUUAAAGCUCAGGAAAAUGUCACUGAAAAUGUGCUAGUCCUGACAAGACACGGCAGUACACAAGAUAAUACAUGCAGAGUGGUUGCAGAAAUGUUAUUCAAAUAGCUAGAAUAUGAUCAGAGAAAAUAAAGUCUUUGGAUGAUAGCAUCUUAAAAUGGCAAUACAACAUACUGCAGCAUAACCGCAAUCCAACUUGUUACGCAUUUAGAGCGUUUUGUCACUUAUUUGCUAAUAAAGAAAAAGAUGUACCAAGCAAAUUGGGAUUUUGUUGGAUUAGCCAUUCGGUAAACCAUUGGAAGAUGCAAAUUUUUCAGAGGCGUUUGUCCCUUAUUUUUGGACCUUUAAGAAAUUUUGAAAUCAGUUGAAUAAUAAUUUCUUAGAGUCUCUCUUGUUUUGCAACAUCUUCAGCUUACCUCCCUGACAAGUUUCAGCAUUUCCCCUGUCAUUUCAGUCUGAUACAAGUGUUUACAGCUGCAUUAUUUUAUCAGUGCACAUUAUAGACAAAAAAAGUUAGUAUUGCAGUAAAAUCUAUUCAUUUCUCCUUCUCUUUACUUUCUCCACAGAAUGGCUUGUAGACCAAGAGAAAUUUUCUCUUUCAAAGACUCAGAACUUCCCUUUCACCUUCUUGCUCAGCUCAACAUCCUCCGUCACGAGCGCAUCCUAACAGACGUCCUACUCUGCACAGAGCACCAGGAGAUCCCUUGUCACAAGAACGUCCUGGUGUCCAGCAGCCCGUACUUCCGUGCCAUGUUCUGCAGCAACUUUCUCGAGAGCAGCCAAGCGCGAGUGAAUCUAAAGGGAAUCUCCUCUGAAGUCCUGACUGGCAUCGUUAACUACGUCUACACUGGCUGCAUCACUAUCACCAUGGAAAUCGUGCUUCCUCUCAUGCAGGCAGCAUCCAUGCUUCACUAUGGAGGUCUUUUUGAGGCUUGUUCUAUGUUCCUACAGAAGCAGUUGAGUCCAGAAAACUGUCUGAGCAUGAUUCGACUCUCUGAGAUCCUGCACUGUGAGAGUUUGAGGGACAGGGCGAAGGAGAUGGCUGUGAGGUGUUUCUCUGAUGUUGCUACCACAGAGGACUUCAGUGAGUUGACCCUUCCUGAGCUCAUGUGUUACCUUGAGGAUGACCGACUUUGUGCUGAGGAGGAGCAAGUGUUUGAGACCCUCCUCGCAUGGAUCCACCAUGACCCAUUCUCCAGACGAGGUGCAAUCCAUGACCUCUUCAAGAAAGUUCGUCUACGCUACAUCCACCCAACUUACCUCUUCCAGUUUAUUGCCAAUGACCCCUUGGUGCAGUCCUCCACCCUCUGCACUGAGAUCAUUGAUUCAGUGCGGCGCCUCAUGCUUACAGUCAGUUCCAAGUGCACCCGUGAGCUCAAGCCGCUUUGGACAACACCACGACGCUACACCUGCAGGGAAACACUGGUGGUUGUCGGAGGACGCAAAAAUAAUGAACAGACAUCCAGAGAGGCCCUGCUCUAUGACGAAAGGACUCACCGUUGGCAGUGGUUAGCCAAGCUCCCACUGCGCCUCUACAAAGCUGCAUAUGUGUGCAUUCAUAGCAUUCUCUAUGUGCUCGGUGGGCUCAGCCUCUGCAUGUCAUCAGGUGACAGCUCAGUCAGCGCAACAGUUUACACACUCUCCCUCAAGACCAACCAGUGGCGGACGGCUGAGCCCAUGUUGGAGCCACGAUAUGCGCACCAGAGUGUGUCCUAUCUGCACUUUAUUUUUGUUUUAGGGGGCAUUGGGGUAGACAAGAGGAUCUCUCAGUCAGUCGAGAGGUACAACAGUAUGUUUAACCAAUGGGAGGCCAUGGCGCCAAUGCCCACAGCAGUGUUACAUCCAGCUGUGGCAGCCAGCGACCAAAGGAUCUAUGUUUUUGGAGGGGAGGACGCCAUGCAGAAUCCAGUCAGGCUUAUCCAGGUAGAAAUAUACUUCAAUCGACAUUGAAAUCCACUUUAUAAGUCGAUUGCAGACAUGACCUUAAGCUGAUUUAAGCAUACUGCAUAAAAAAACAUGGAGAGAAACAUAGAAAUUCAAGAGAUACUUGAAUUUCAGAUGGUCAGCAGUCAAACCAUCUUCAGUGCUGUUGUGGACAGACUGACUUUGUCUUGUUGUCUUGUUUGUGAUGUUUCACCAGGUUUAUCACAUCUCUCGCAACAUGUGGUCCAGGCUGGAGACAAGAACAGUGAAAAACGUUUGUGCUCCUGCUGCUGUCAUUGAAGACAAGAUAUACAUCAUAGGAGGUGAUGGGUUUCAAACAAGUUUGUUCAAUUUAAUUAACUUAAAGUGUAGUUUUACAUACUCUACACUACAUCUGGUUAUAUUGAUACAGGACAUGUCUCUCCUGUGGUCAACAAAUCCAAUGAAAAUGGCAGUAUGUUUGUUCACCAACACAGUCCAGCUUAGUUUAGUUCUUGAAAAGUUUGUGCCUAAAAUAGCUGAAUUUUUGGAAUUAAUUAAGAUCCAGAUUUUGAAACAUAGUUGACACUUGAUGUCACUCAAAUGUUGGUUUUGGUCUCUUUGUUGAAUUUGUUGAUUCAAAGAAAAAGAUCUUAUAUCACCGCCACCAUUUCCUCAAAUAUGGCUGACUGAAAAUCUAAUCUCCAGGUUACACCAGACGAAUGAUCGCCUACGACACCAAGGCCAACAAAUUCUUCAAGUGUGAGAACUUGAAGGAGCGACGGAUGCAUCACAGCGCUACAGUUAUCAACAACAAGCUCUACGUCACCGGUGGACGCACCCUUAACAGCCAGGAUGUAAUCGAGGACUCGGAUUGUUUUGAGUGUUAUGACCCAAAGACAGACGUCUGGACUUCGAAAGGCUCUCUACCUUACAAGCUAUUCGACCACGGAUCCCUACCAUUGGUCUGUGUUUCCAAUAAACCCAACCCACCAUGACCCACCAGCCAGUCAGCCACUUUGCAGAUACUCUGCUACAUGUUCCCCAGCGUCCCCUUUGCCAAGACUGAUUGGCCUCUAACUACACAAACGGGAAACCAUUUCAAACUGGCUGCAUUCCCUCACGCGGCCCAGUCUCUGCCACGGCUUAGCGGCAUGUGAAGCCAAGCAGACUUUCAUGGAAUCAAAGGGGAGCUCAGAUGAACAGCAGAGGUGUCAUUUCUGCGGCACCUGGUGUUGAACUUAACUGUGAAUCCAAGAUUUGAUGAGUGC
This is a messenger RNA of Xyrichtys novacula (pearly razorfish), 4544 nucleotides long. The record is from the annotation of a GenBank genome assembly. Lineage: Eukaryota; Metazoa; Chordata; Actinopteri; Labriformes; Labridae.